Molecule: messenger RNA, 537 nt
Organism: Caenorhabditis bovis
Lineage: Eukaryota; Metazoa; Nematoda; Chromadorea; Rhabditida; Rhabditidae
Source: the annotation of a GenBank genome assembly
AUGCCGGUCGUUCUGCGUUGCAAGCUCGUACUAAUGUCGUUGGCUUGCCCGAUGGAUUUCAUUGAGUCGCCGGACGCUUCUGAGCCCAGUGCUAAGCAUCGUUCUUUGUUCUUCGAGUUGUCGACUCGUGUGGAUAUUGUUAAAUUUUCGAUCUCGCAGCCGGCCUGGACCACGCAGGCUCGCAUUUACUUUACUUACCAUGAACGCUCCUUGAAUGUCGCUUUGCGAUGCACAAUGUCGUCUGCGACUCUCACCACCGACACUGAUUUGAUGAAAUUGGCUCCGGAAUAUUCGAUGCUUGCCGCCAAUCCGUCGACUCUAUCGUGGCGAACUAAGGGAGCGACAGUGAAUGCUGCCUUCUUCAUUGCGGAUACUGAAAGUGAAGCGCGCGCGCGCCUCAAAUACGUUCAAGUACCCGUGGCCGUCGUCGACACCACUAUGUCUUGGGUCAAGGCUUGGCUUUGGGUGGAUUUAGCGGUGCAGAUCGAGCCAAGUUUUUGGGACUCAUCUAUUAAUGAAUAGCACAGGAGUUUCUAG